AAAAUCUGAAGAAAAAAUUAAAUUUAAAGGAUUAAUAGCUUGAAAAGAAAGAAAAUAGUUAAUUCAACAAGUUUUGGAGUGAAGGAACAUGUGCUUAGAUAUAGAUCACCACUAUAAUAAUCAGAAAAUAAUAGUGAAUCAAAAUUAUACGGGAAAUUUUACAAUGAUGGAAACAGACAGUCCAGCUUCAGAACUUAAAUUAAACAUCAAGAGCUUAUGCGGAGGAAGUUUAAUCGAUGAUAAACCAAUCUUUGAUGCUAAUGGAGAAAUCAUUUAUGUGAUCCGAAACGACAAAAUUCGGGCAUACAGCGUAGAAACAGGAGAAUUGAUUACAGAACUAGCUGACAACAAGAAUGGAACCAUCGUUGGAUUAUUUUUAGAUCCUAACACAAAGAAGUCAUUGAUUUCUUGUACGGUUCAUGGAGAAAUUUCAUUUUGGAAACUUGAUUCCAAUUUAAUAACACUAAGAAAGAAACUCGAUAUUAAGAUGUUGGCAAUAGUAAAAAGAUUCUUAGUCACACUAGUUGAUGACAUUUUACAUGCUGUAGUCCACUAUAUUGAUACUGACAAAACAUCCAGUAUAGUGCUAAUGGAUAUGACAAAAAAUGAAGUCGUGCAUCAAUUUAAUUUACCAGGAUUAGAUAAAAAUUCAGAAGCAAAAGUGAAAUUUGCUGCUGGAAAUGGAUUCAUAGCUAUAACUCAUAAACUGGAUCUUUUUGUGAUUGAUAAGAAAUCUUUUGAAUUUAAACAUCACAAGAAUUCAUUCUUCCCAAUUAAUGUUGUUGAAUGUCAUCCAACAGAUGAUAUAAUUGCAACUGGAGAUAUUAAAGGAAAAAUUAUUCUUUGGAGUAAUAUCUUUAGCAAGAAUGCAGUAAAGAAUGAACUUCAUUGGCAUCAUCAAAUUGUCUUAAGUAUUGCGUUCUCACAAUCUGGAACUGUCUUAUAUUCUGGAGGAACUGAGUGUGUUCUUGUAAAAUGGCAAAUUAAGGAGAAAUCACAAGAAAAAAACUUUUUACCUCGUGUAUCAGGAAGCAUUAAACAAAUUAGUGUAGAUCCAGCACAUGAUAAGCUUACAAUAUCGUUAGAUGAUAAUGCUAUUCAGAUCAUUAACUCAAAUCUUAAUCAACUUAAGACAAUUCAGGAUUUUACACAAAUUUCAGCAUAUGAUUUGGGAUUGAAUCAACAAUUUCCUGCAAAAAUUACUGUUAAUCCAAAAAAUCAGCAUUUAGUCUUGAACGGACGAAUUGGUCACUUACAGUUCUUCUCAACAAAAACUAUGAGACUCUUAUUUAACAUCGAUAUUACCAUGCAAAAUGCAAUUCCAAGACAGAAAAACUGCAAUCAUUUUUCAACGGAAGUAACUCACGUUGCAUUUUCGUCAUGUGGAAAGUGGAUGGCUACAAUUGAGUGCUGGAAUGAUCGAAUGUCUUCAAUAGAGUCACGUCUUAAAUUUUGGUCGUUUAUGGAACAAAAGCAAACAUAUGCCUUGCACACACAGAUCGAACAGCCACACGACAAGAACAUAAUCAGCGUGUCAUUUUCAAAUAUUGAUGACUCAUACAUUUGUGCAACAGCUGGAUUAGAUCGUGCCAUAAAAAUCUGGUCACUUGAAGCUUCAGAAGAAAUCAAAAAUCCGAAAAUGAUUUGGAUGCUAAUAGAGCAAUUGAGCUACAAAAACUUACCAAUUAGAUGUCUAACAUUCUCACAAGAUUCUUCAUUACUUUCUGCUGGUUUCGGAAAUGUUUUAUGCGUUUGGGACGCAAUUGAUUUCAAAUUAAAGUGUGCACUAAGUGCACCGUCUAUUCUGGAUGGAUCAACAAAUCGUGUUUUAAUUUCAUUAUCCAGCAAAAGUAAAGGAAGUAAGACGAAAAAUACAUUGUCAAGUCUUGCUGAGAAAAGACAAAAGACUUUACAGAUGAUGAAUGCAAUUAUUAAUGAUCCAGCAUCAAAUCAAUCGCUCGUUAAGAACAUGACAGAAGAGAAAAGUCGAAUUUUCAAAAGAAAGUCAUUGGAAGGUGUCAAGCCUAAAAAUUUGAAGCAUAAUGAAAAGAAAUUAAUUUUCCAGACAGUCAUGUCCACAGCAAACCUUAAUUUUAAUGAAAAACUUCAAGUUUUACAUAAGUUGAACAUUUAUUACAACAUUAGCAGUCGAUUAGAAAAUGAUGUAAUUGAUUUCAUAUCAAAAAACAUCGCUGAAGAUCAGCAUCUUUACAAAUCACUGAGAAGCAGCAUAAAUGAAGUCAAAACUUAUUCAAAAUUCAAACUUUUAUGGAGAUACAAUACAUGGAAAAAUUUGGACGUGAAAAGGAAUCGUAAAAUUAUAACAGUGAGGAAAUUACUGAAAAGUCCGAUUAAGGAAGAUGCAAUUAAGCAUAAAAGCUCACAGCCUGAAAACACAUUUUUACCUGUCAAAAACACCAACCAUAUAAACAGCAUUCACUUUUGUACAGACGAGUUAUCGCAUCUUGUUAUAAUUAGCACAUCAAACAGAAUUUUGGUUUGGAAUCUUUUGACAUUAAAGAUCCAAGGCUCAUUUAAAAUCCAAUGCAAGCAUAUUGCGCUCGAUCCACUCACAAAUCUUGUAGCAAUUUUCACAAAAUUCAAUGAAUUGUUUGUUAUUCAUCCAUCACCGCCAAUGACUAUAUUCCAUCAGAAAAAUAUACCUAAAAUCUGUAGUGCUAUUUGGGUACCACAAGAGAAUCCAAGACGUCAAUCGUUGAGUGUUAAUUGGCAAGCAGCUUCACAAUUACUGUUCUUAACUGAAGAUCAAGAGAUUUGUUGCUUAUCUUCACCAAAUGAUGAGGAAAUUAUUGACUUGACUCCAUUUAUGAGUGACAUUAAUGAAUAUUCGACAACCACGCCACUUGCAACAAUGCUGACGAGAAAAGACACUAGAAAUCAAGCUAGAGACAUUUCAAUUCAACAUAUUAUCACGAAUGGAUCUGGAAAUGUUAAGGAGUUAAUCAACCUGUCAAAUCAUGGAAUGCCUCCAAUGUCGAAACUUUGCAACGAAUUUGUUGCAUCACUCCUGACAUCCCAACGCAAAACUGUUGAGAAAUCUGAAGCAAUUCAAUUUUUGGACACAACUGCUAUUGAAUUUAGUGACGAAGAAAUGGAAGUAACUGAAAUUGAUGAGACAGCAGCGAAAAGAAAGGCUUAUGAGGAAAGUGAGAAGAAGAUUAAGGAACAUAUUGCCAAAAAGAAGGAAGCUGAUUUGAAUAUUGAGAUUGAAUUGAAAAAUAUGAAGUUAGAUGAAAUUGUUGACUUUUGUAUCACUAAGAAUUAAAGUUUUUAAAUUUUGAUUGAAUUACCAAAAGUGAAAUAAAUAUUUUUUAGUAAUAA
Chironomus riparius is the source of this 3342-nucleotide messenger RNA. The record is from the annotation of a GenBank genome assembly. NCBI's taxonomy places the organism in Eukaryota, Metazoa, Arthropoda, Insecta, Diptera, Chironomidae.